This is a messenger RNA of Antechinus flavipes (yellow-footed antechinus), 2332 nucleotides long. It is a transcript of the gene PROSER3, whose product is annotated as proline and serine rich 3. Bases 102 to 2315 code for a protein of 737 amino acids. Lineage: Eukaryota; Metazoa; Chordata; Mammalia; Dasyuromorphia; Dasyuridae. The transcript has 11 exons. The record is from RefSeq and is a predicted model, not a curated record.
CGAGAGGGGGCGGGUCUGAGGUUGUUGCUUAGCAACGUAUCGCUUCAGCUACGAGGCGGGAGAAGAGAGAGGAAAGUGGAGGUGAUAGCAGCGGCGGCAGAAUGGACAACAGCCUGGCCAUAUUUUCCUUCCGGGGCAGCUCCUGCAAAGCUACGGCUCCUAAGAGGCGGAGCUAUUAUUACCCGUCCCCUGAACGAGAGCGAGGCCGUGGAAUUAGGGCCCAGGCCGAGGUCCUAAAUCCAUCGCGAGCACAUCAGCGCAGCCCCCCACCCCCUCCUCCAGCCUCCAAGUCCCCAGACUUUAACGAAUCAUGGCCUUCCACAAGCCUCUCAUCCCCCUCUGAAGAACAGACAGAUAAAUCAGGAGACUCUGUGCUUGCCAAGUACAUGGCCCGGUUUCGGCAGGCCCAGCCCACCAGCCGCCAGGAGCGACAGUCGGUGGGCCCCAGCGCAGCCAGCUUCUGGUGGCUGCAGCCCCCCGACCCCUCGGCAGAUGAGGAUGAUGGAGGCGGCGGCCUCAGCCCGGGCCGGACCUCACCGCCAGGGACGGGAUCCUCCUGGACGGAAAUGUGCACAUCAGGGCCUCGCCAGGGCCCCGUUUCUCCACUGGGAGCCUCCGACACCCCAACGUUGGACCUCGAGACCCUGAGUCUCCAGGACAGGGCAGCCCAGCUUCUCCUCCGGAGUGAGAUUGCUUCUAGCAGCAGUGGCAGCCAUGAUGAAGACAUCUCCAUUCCAGUCAGCGCUGAGGGCCUCCCCUCCUCCUCGCCACCUUUCACCUCUGACCCUGGAUCAGGCCCCCACCUCAGAAAACCAUCCCCAUUGACACGGACCCGAAUUUCUCUGCCGUCUGUGAGCCACCCUAAGGAUGACAUCCUCUUCCAGUGGCGCCUCCGGAGGAAGAUGGAAGUGGCCCGGGAGGAAUGCGCACAUGGGCUCCAGGCACAGUCCUGGCUCCCCAGCAGGGCCCUGGUCCCCCAGACUAGGAGCCACGGUCCACCUAAGACUCGCCAGAUGUAUGUCCCAGGACCUGUUGUUGCCAACCAGCUGACCUCUCUGGCCCCUCUCAGCAACUCCCAACAGAGCCCCCCAGACCCCCUCUGUGACCCUCAGCAGAGCCCCCCUGUCCCCCUCUGUGACCUUCAGCAGAGCCCUCCUGUCCCCCUCUGUGGGUCCCAGCAAAGCCCCCCUGUCUCUCUCUGUGGGUCCCAGCAGAGCCCUUCAGUCCCCCUCUGUGGAUCCCAGCAAAGCCCCCCUGUCCCCCUUUGUGGGUCCCAGCAAAGCCCCCCUGUCCCCCUUUGUGGGUCCCAGCAAAGCCCCCUUGUCUCUCUCUGUGGGUCCCACCAAAGCCCCCCAGUCCCCUUCUGUGGGUCCCAACAAAGCCCCCCUGUCCCCCUUUGUGGGUCCCAGCAAAGCCCCUCAGUCCCCUUCUGUGGGUCCCAACAAAGCCUCCCUGUCCCCCUUUGUGAGUCCCAGCAAAGCCCCCCUGCCUCUCUCUGUGGGUCCCAGCAAAGCCCCCCUGUCCCCCUCUGUGUAUCCAACCAGAGCACCCCUGUUUCUCUCUGUGGGUCCCGGCAGAGUCCUUCAGUCCCCUUCUGUGGAUCCCGGCAGAGCCCCCCAGUCCCCUGCUGUGGGUCCCAGCAGAGCCUUCCACAUGAGCUAAACCCCUCAGUUUCUCUCAAUGCUCAGCCAAACUCACCAAUCCCCCUUCAUCUUCCUCCAGCCUCCCCCCAUCCUCCCCACCUGAGCCCUGUGCUGCCUCUUUGUACCCCUCAGCCAAGUCCCCUGCCCUCGGGGCCAGAUCCCUUCUCCCUCUGUCGGAGCCCUUUCUUUCUCCACUCCAUGUCAGAAACGGGUUGCCCAAGAUGCUGGUCUGGGGCCAUUCUCCCAAGUUCUAGGGGCCCCUCUGAGGCUAAGAGGCGUGACCACAAGCCCAGAAAGGCUCGGGGUCCCAGGCCCGAGCCAAAGCCUGGGCCGCUGCUGAGGGGGGCCCUCAAGCAGGUGGUGGCUGCUCGCCUCUUCUCGGGACCCUCAGAAGACUCCCCCUCCCCCUGUGACAUGCCCCCUCCUCCUGCCGAGGCCUCGCCCUCCAGGGAGCUGCUAGCUCUGGCUUCCGGGUUGCUGGAAGCUGCCGAAGACUCAGAUGGGACAGAAUUUGAAGAGGAUGCCCUGCUGCGGGUGCUCCGGGCCAGGCGUUCAGAGCUUCGGUCAUGCUUGAGGGAGGUUGACAAGCGCUUGUCCAAGGUCAUGGACCCGGAGAACUUGGGCCCCGGCUCCCCCGCAGAGACCUCCAGCAGACGCAGGAUUAAGGAAUAAAUGCUCUAUGAAUUGUG